This is a messenger RNA of Haemonchus placei, 258 nucleotides long. The record is from the annotation of a GenBank genome assembly. NCBI's taxonomy places the organism in Eukaryota, Metazoa, Nematoda, Chromadorea, Rhabditida, Trichostrongylidae.
AUGGUGAAACCUGAAGUGGUCGCUGCAUCAACGCCCGUCGAGCAGAGUGUGGGAACCAAUCAGGAGGUCGAACCUGUCGAACCUGAUGUGCGUGAAGUUGGAGAAGAAGAAGAAGAAGAAGAAGAAGAAGAAGAAGAAGAAGAAGAAGAAGUUGAAGAAGAAGGCUAUGAGGAUUUGGAGCUUGUCGAAGAGGAUGAUGACGAAAACCACUGUAGAAGGAUGGUGAAUGAAGUCACGGAUGAAAAGGGGACUGGAUGA